Molecule: messenger RNA, 887 nt
Organism: Meloidogyne enterolobii
Lineage: Eukaryota; Metazoa; Nematoda; Chromadorea; Rhabditida; Meloidogynidae
Source: the annotation of a GenBank genome assembly
UUAUUUUAGCAACAACAUCCUCAUUUCCUCCCUCAUUUUCAUUAUCACAACAUAUUUUGCUUAGCCUUGUAAAUCCAACAACAACUUCCAGCAUUUUAAAUCAACAACCUUUAUUUUUUGAUAAUUUUAAUAAAAGGGCUAGAAUGUCAUUUUCACCCCCUCCUAAUACACCCCCAUCUUCUGGGAGUGUUUUAUUAUUUGUUAAGGAAGCAAAAGAAGAACCAGAGCAAAUUAAUUGUAAUGAGGAGGAGAAUACAACAAUAAUACAAAAUCAGAUAUUCCCCCCACCUUCUUAUUCCACUUGUUCCUCACCUACUUCCAACGACCGUUUAAACGAAAACGAACUGCAUCGUCUGUCUCAGUUGGCAAAUGAAUUAAUUAAUUUAUUACCCCCAAAAUUAGAACCAAAAAAGCGUUUGGAAAGAAGCCUAUUGGAGGCUCUAGCAUUGCCACAAGACGACCCUCUACGUGUUGAACAUUUUCGCCUUUUCUCAAGAUUCUAUGGGCGUUUUGAUGCCAAACGCCGUUCAGACAGGACCUUAACUAGACAUGAAAGUGUAGUUAAUGAAGCGGCUGCUCAAUUAUGUUUAUUAAGGCCCGAUUUGCUCACAAGAAGAGAUCAACUCUUUCCGCUAGCGAGAAAAUUAGCCCGAAUGUUUGAAACGCCCACUGGAAACAGUUUCUCCUCGUUUUUAAAUUCAUGUACAAAUAAUUCGAGUACAUCGCCAGAACAUUCUCCAACAGAGUUUUCUGGGGAAGACAAUGAGGGUAGAGAAGAAAAAUAUAAAAGGGAGCAAGUAGAAGAAGAUGAAGAAGAGGAAGAAUUGAAGGAAGAGGAGGAAGAGAUCAAGAAAAUUGAAGAAAAGAAGGGAAUUGGGCAAAUGUGA